Didymodactylos carnosus is the source of this 717-nucleotide messenger RNA. Lineage: Eukaryota; Metazoa; Rotifera; Eurotatoria; Philodinida; Philodinidae. The record is from the annotation of a GenBank genome assembly.
AUGGAAUCACAAAUUGGUUUUCAUGUUAUUAAAACACUCCGGAGUUCAUCAACGGUAUCCACUAAAGACUCUGAAGGACUUUUUGAUUGUGAUACAUCAUUAUUUAAUGUGCCUAAUGAUUUUGCUUUGGCUGUUAAUAAUAAUUCAAAUAUAGGAAAUAUUCGCUAUAAAAAAACAAGAAAACAUGGGCGAAUAAUAUUUGUUCGAUCACCAUCAUUAUCAUGGUCAUCACAUUCGUCAACAAAUGAUUCAACAACACCGAUAAGUUCAAGUGAUAUCAGUCAAUCUGAUGUUGAAAAAUUGUUAACAGCAUCAUGGAUGAGCCCAAAAAAUGAAGAGUAUGGUCAAAUGUUGUAUGAUGAUCACACACCAUUACGACGUACAUUGGGUAAUACAAAAUUGAAAACACGUCAAGAUGUGAGACGCUUUAAAAAAUUUUUAAAGCGGAAAUAUGAUGAACCGGUAACAUUAAUUCGGAUAGAUCCAGAAAAAAUGCGUGAUUAUUUACUAGAUUAUUUGUGUUCGAUACGUACAAGAAAAGGUCAAAAAUAUGAUCCAGAAACAUUACGUAGUUAUUAUUUAUCCAUUCAACGUUUUCUAAAAGAUUCAUCUUACCCAUAUUGUUUGCGUAAUUCAUCAUAUUUUGCGCCAUGUCGAGAAUUAAUUAUUCGAAUGAGAAGAGAAAAAAAUAUCGAAAAAAUACAGCAUCAAAGUUAA